Molecule: messenger RNA, 4919 nt
Organism: Ylistrum balloti
Lineage: Eukaryota; Metazoa; Mollusca; Bivalvia; Pectinida; Pectinidae
Product: cytohesin-interacting protein-like
Exons: 8
Coding region: 46-1626 (526 amino acids)
Molecular function (GO): protein binding
Source: RefSeq, a predicted model, not a curated record
UUUCAGACGAAAUAGCGUGACAGUGCGAAUAAUGGCACAAUAGAAAUGGUACGAACAAAAACAAUGGAUUCUCUUUUGAACUCAAAAAGGAAGAUGGAUAAAAGGGAUUAUAACAGAUAUCAGUACGACUACGGACAGAGUGUGUGUCAGAUGCAGCAGCAAUAUCUACCAGCUCCGUUGAUGCUCCAUCAAACGAGCUCCCUAGGAGCUGACCUCAACCAACUUGAUGCAGAGCGGUCAAUCCAGAGUGACCCAGAGGACAAUCGCAAACGGAGGACACUACUGCUUCAUAAACACAAUCAGUCCUGGGGCUUCACCCUUCAGACCUAUGGUAUCAAGAACAAGAAAACAAAUGAAGUAGAAGUAAUGACAUAUGUUGACUACAUAGAUUUAAACAGCUCUGCUUACAUCGCUGGUCUCAGGACAGGUGAUGUCAUUCUUUCUGUUAAUGGUCGUAGUAUGGAAGUGGCCACACAUGCGGAGCUUGUAUCAGCUAUCAAAUUCAGUGGCGAUAAACUCAGGUUGGUGGUACUCUUUGAAGACUGUGUCCAUAAAGUUGAGCUGUAUGACCGAAUCAUACGCCUGAAGAGAGUUGUAACCAGCAAAAUGGAGGAAUUACGUGAUUUGGAAUUUCAAGAACGAGAAAUAUUAGAACGGUACUGUGAGAACAAGGGUAUCAGUCGGUAUGACGAUAUUCGCCGAAGUGUUUACAGUACGGCCUCUAGCAGUAGCUGGGACCGCUACAGUGUCUUAUCAUCACAGGUUGUCAGUAACUUUCCAAAGAACAGACAUAACAUCCCCAAGGUCAUGGUCAGUGGGGAAGGAUACUGUGAAGGCACACUUGUCCACGAUGAAGAAGACUCGGGAUCCAUAUUGAGUGAAUCAUUCGGUCUCGAAGACAGUUACUGUGAUAUAUCAUAUGCAGACUCUGACAGUGAUAGUGUCUCAGGGCUCAGAUUCACAUGUGAUGGACACAGUGUUAACUCAGGCAGUUUAGGUAGUUUUAGGAGCCAGAAGAAUAACCUUAUUGGGGCACAUGGAAAUGUAGGGAUUAUUCCUGAAGGUGAAACAUUGGAGGAUUUGGAGGAUCAGUCGAUGGACAGGUUAGGGGCCUAUGGACCGAUAGAUAUAACCUUUAACCCCUUGCUUAGUCAUGACAUUCGCAAAAUAAAAUCUGAAGGUCAUAUGGAAAAGCUGCAAUGUAAACCAUCAAGAAACAGUAUACAAAAUCUAAAACAUACUAAUAAACUGGAAGUGCCAAAGUUAAUCAGCUGUUCAAAUGGAUCACAACAAGUGUUAAAGGAACAAAGAUAUGGUUCGUUUAGGUCACUUCAGGAAGAAAGCUGGCAUGAAAGUGAUAUGUCAGAGGUCAGUAGUGUUAGGUCAGAGGUCAGUAGUUCAAAGACAGAGGUUAGACAACACAAACAAUUAUCACUUAAUUCUGUGGCAGAGGUAUGUACAGGUGAAGCUGAACAAUCAAACCCAGACACAAUAGCUAGUCUUCAACCUCAGAAACAAGACAUGUUAAACAAUCUUACAAACAACACUGACCACAGUGUUCAAAUACCGUUUCUAUAUUAUGGGCCUGUCCAUAUUAAUGAGGAGACAGAGAUAACAAAAUUGUGACAAACUUCAAAUAUACUAUAUAAUGAGUAUUCAUGAUAUUUAACAUGGGGAUGCUUACUUCUGGAGAUACAUUAUAUCUCAUUUGUUAUAACUGUGAAUAUGACAUCUAUGAUGUUAUGUGUACCCUAAUUACAAACACCAAAGAUAAUAACUAAAUGCAAGAACUCAUCAGUUGAGAAAUAAUUUUUGUGUGAUAAUAAUGAAUAUUUUAUACUGACUAAAUCCACCUAAUUUAUACGACAGAUAGUUGAAUGUAGAGAAGUUUAAAGAAAGUUUUUGGAAGUUGAUAUUAGAAAACUACUUGCUGUGUUUACAGCAUGUGAUAAAAUAUGGUAAGAUAUUGAUAUAUCACCAUAGAAACAAACGGGAAGUAUGUUGUGAUAUCACCAUGGAGAAAAACAAUCAUCAUCAAGACAAACAGGAUGUUUAUGAUUGCGAUAUUGCCAUGGAGAUCAACAGGAAGUUUGUGUUAACAUCACCAUAUAGACAAAACAGGAAGUAAAUAUGUUGUUGAUGUUGCCAUGGCGACUGACAGGAAUGUGAUAAUGUCAGUAAUAAAUUGUAUACUGUGAUAAUUUUAAGGGAGAUAACUUGACUUUUGUAACAAUUAUGGCAAAAUUGAAGGAUGUCAGCUUUUUCAUAGGUUUCAAACCCAAAUAACUGACCCCAGCCAGAGAACUGAAGAUCGUAGAAAACAUACUAAUGCCUGUUAUAUCUUUUAAGCUGCCACAAUUACAAUGCCUUUUAUUUUGUGUUAAGGAAUUCACAAGAAAUAAAAUAUACAGGGCCAGGUUUUAAAAUUGUGUCAUCUACAGGGUGAUCUAAUGAAGUUUGAGGGGACAUAUUUAUCAUGGAAAUAAGUAAAUACAUUAAAAAAUAAGACCAAUUUUCAAUACAAAAUUAUUAUAGUGUCUUUACAUAUAUAAAGAUGCCUUGUAAAAUCCUGACUUUGAAUGAAAUGAUACUACAACAGUUUUGAACAGAUCUGUUUUGUAAUGGAUCAACGUUACUUAUGAAACUUUAGAAGAAAGUUUUUAAUUAUAAAUCUAGGGUUGUUUGAUAAUACUUAGUCUGGAAAGCUGCUUCUGAAUGUGAUUAUUUUUAAAAUGAAUAUGAAGGCAGAAAAAUGAAAUUCUACAUAUUGUAAAUAUAUGGGAGUACAUAUGUAGUGGGAUGCAGGGUAGAGGUUUGACCAAUCAGUAUAGAUAUUCUGUAAUGAAAUCUAAUUUUGAAAAUUAUAUAUUUUGAUGAUAACCCUGAAUUGAAAAAACACUACUUUCACAGAGAUUCAUGGCAAAAGUUCUAUGAAAUAGUCAAUUUGAAUAACUAUUUUUUCUCAAAAAUCUAAUUUAGUGUCUUCCAAAAGUUUUGCUAAUACCUCAUUUUGAAUAGAACUUGCGGUAUUUAGACUUGGCAGGGUGAAUGCAUGCUUGAAUUGAUCAACACACAAGUAAUACGUAACAGUAAAUCUAAGGAUUGCCACUAAGCGUUUGAGCUUACUGGUGUUGCCCUACCAGCUCCAUAAAAACACAGGGAAAAGGCCCAGGAUUACUCUGGAUGUAUGUCUUUCUUAUGAUCAACCCUAAUUUUGAACUGGUGCUACAGUAAUUGUCCGAAAAGCUGAAUGAAGGGAGAUAACUGGCCAACAGUUCACAACAUGAAUGUAUAAGAUAUAUAUAGCAUGUAUCCCUACGGUGUUAAACUUUUCAGGGAUGGAUACACCUAGAAUUGUUGUUAGAUCUAUGCUGAUCUAAUUUUGUAGUGAUAUAUUCCUUAUUUGGAUUGUUUUCUAAUGAAAUGUACUGGAGGCCAUUUGCUUAAUAUUACGUGUUGGUUAUGAUUAAGUGUAUUUUGUAUCAGACUCAAACUCUAAGGUGCUAUUUCUGCUUUAUUUAUUUUUGCAUUUAUGUUGAUAAUUUAAUCAGUUAAAAUAUGUUGAUAUGUGUGUUUACAUGUGUAAGUUAGGUUGAUGUAUUGUUGAUGCAUACAGGUCAAAGUCAUUGAUGAUGUUUAAGGUCAAUGUCAUUGAUGAUGUUAAAGGUCAAGGUAAUUUAUACUGUUAAAAGGUCAAUGUCAUUGAUGAUGUUGAAGGUGAAGGUUAUUUAUACUGUUAAAAGGUCAAUGUCAUUGAUGAUGUUGAAGGUGAAGGUUAUUUAUACUGUUAAAAGGUCAAUGUCGUUGAUGGUGUUUAAGGUCAAUGUCAUUGAUGAUGUUAAAGGUCAAGGUUGUUUAUAUUGUACAGAAAAGAAGAUCGUAGAUAUACAUGAUGGAAAGCCAAGCUUAUCAACUGUAUAUAAGUAUGUUAUAAGCUUUUUUGUAUUAUAUAUCAGACAAAUGACUAAGUUGAUUUAGAUUUUAAAGAAAGCUGUUGAAUGUCAGAAUCUUUUCUUUUAUAGAAUAAUUCUUAAAAGCCAUUUGUACACGAUGUGAUAUAUCCCCCCUACUAGUGCCAUGUAAAUAAUGAUAUUGGAUAUGUCUUUAGCUGAGGAUGUCAAUAUAUAAUAUCAGCAUGAAACUUGUACAUAUUGUUAAUACUGUGUUGUUUUCAUGAUUUGUAGUGUUUAGAGACUUGAAAGGAAGAGGAAAUGAAAGCUCAAGGGAGGUUAGGGGCGGGGAAAGGAGAGACAGAGAGAGCGCAUUCACAGUACUAUGCUUGCGGGAAAUUAAUUAUGGAGAAAAAUCAGUUUUAAGGGGAUAAUCCAAAUUCCCCAUAAUUCAGUGACAUUAUUUUGGAAACACAAUGUAAAAAUUUGCAGUUUCCUGUCAAAAGUUGAAAAUGUGUUAUUUUCAAUACAGCUGGAUAAUUCCAAUUACCUCCGUCUUUGUCUUCAGUUUGCAGUAGAAACAUUUAAAUAAUGGCAUGAUCAUAAUUUUUAGUGGGGAAAAUGAUAACAUUUACAAAUAUUUUUUUGGAAAAGAUGAGAGAAUGGAAUUGUGUUUUGAGAGGAAAAUAUUACGGCCAUGGAAUUUGUGAAUUGGAAAGCAUAUUCCCCUCAAUGUGGUUUUCCAAAUUCCCCACAAGCAUAGUGUCAUGAGUAAGAAGAGAAAAGAAGCAGAGAAAAGGAAUGAGAGAGAGAACACAGGUGAUAGGAGGAAAGGAGAGAGAGUAAGAAUUAAAGUGAUAUAAGAAGAAUGAAUUUGUGUGUUAAUUUACUGUAUGCUGGCAUACAUGUUUUGAUACACAUAAUAUAUAUAUACUCUUGUGUCUUUUUAUAUUGGAUACGUAAUACAUUCCAAGCUACAAGUCAUUCCGAGCAUUUUUUUUUCUAUUUAUUUCCCGACACACUUGUAUA